GGGGUGUUGGCUAUUUUAGUGGCACUAAUCGGACCUGUAUCUGGAUGUUAUCUUAAUCCUGCUGUUACUAUUUCCAUGUUAUUAAUCAGACGCUGCAGCAUAGUACAAUUGCUGUUUUAUCUACCAGCUCAACUAACAGGAUCAAUCGCGGCAUCUGGUCUAGCUUACUGGACUGGACCAGAUGAUUGGGUUGAGCAAACAAAUCUGGGGGCAACGAGACUGGCUCCAGGUGUCAGUUGGACCAAAGGCUUGGUUAUAGAGUUUGUUGCAACGUGUUUCCUGAUUCUAGUUGUGAUGGUAGUCUCAAAACCAGAGCCAGAUAAGUUUGAGGCAUGCAGCACUGACUGGAAAAUGCUAUAA
This is a messenger RNA of Symsagittifera roscoffensis, 360 nucleotides long. Its product is annotated as aquaporin-5-like. The record is from RefSeq and is a predicted model, not a curated record. Gene Ontology annotation, molecular function: water channel activity. Gene Ontology annotation, cellular component: plasma membrane. Lineage: Eukaryota; Metazoa; Xenacoelomorpha; Acoela; Convolutidae. The transcript has 2 exons. Gene Ontology annotation, biological process: transmembrane transport; water transport. The annotation marks the transcript as partial.